Molecule: messenger RNA, 1742 nt
Organism: Carcharodon carcharias (great white shark)
Lineage: Eukaryota; Metazoa; Chordata; Chondrichthyes; Lamniformes; Lamnidae
Gene: polr3c
Product: polymerase (RNA) III (DNA directed) polypeptide C
Biological process (GO): DNA-templated transcription
Cellular component (GO): RNA polymerase III complex
Molecular function (GO): single-stranded DNA binding
Source: RefSeq, a predicted model, not a curated record
AUAGGAGACGGCCGGGGAGGGAAAGCCGCACGCGCGGAGGGCGAGGGCCUUUACCCCCGGAAGUAGAAAGUGGCCCGACGACGACAGGAGCCCGUGAGCGGACUGUACCUAAUGUGAUCAAAGGCGGAUCAGGAAUGACGCACCUUGAGUCACAGAUCUGCUCCCGUCUGCUCCUGGCACACUACGGCCAGAUCGUGGCCAAAGUUGGCACCCACCUGAUUCGCACGGGAUGCCAACCUCUGCGGCUGAUUGCCAACGACACCGAGACGCCAAUCGAUCAGGUUAAGAAAGCUCUCUGCGUCCUGAUCCAUCACAACUUUGCCUCCUAUCAUGUGCACAAGCGGGGCUUUGUGGAAUAUGAGGUACACUGUGCACACAUCAUUCUCAUCCUGCGCUACCCACGCUAUAUCUACUCAGCCAAGACGCUGUACGGAGACACGGGGGAGCUGAUCAUCGAGGAGCUCCUGCAGAACGGCAAGAUGACAAUGAGUGCAGUUGUGAAGAAAGUGGCUGACAGGCUGACGGAGACAAUGGAGGACAGUAAGACCAGGGAAUACAGUGAGACCUCCAAUACCUUUAUACGUUUGGUGCAGACGCACUUUCUGCAGAAAUGUGGGAUGGUCUCAGAUUGUGUGAAUGCUGAAGGACCACGACCUUCUCCUGCUCCCACCCUGGUCACUGAUGAGAAGGAAAUGUACACAGUGCCCAAUCUCAGCGUUGUUGGUCAAGGCAAACGCAGGCGAAUGUCUGAGGAUGGCUGCGAACCCAAAUCUAAGCGAUCAAAGCAGGAUCACGGGGACCAGGAGCUUCCCCCUGAUGAUGGCAUUUACUGGCAGGUGAAUUUUGAGCGCUUUCACCAGCACUUCAGGGACCAGGUGAUUGUGGCUGCAGUUGGAAGCAAACUGGACCAGACCAGCAGUGAGAUUGUCCGAACCAUGCUGAGAAUGAGUGAGGUCACCACGUCUUCCAGCUCCUCCCACACACAGCCGCUUUCAUCCAAUGAGAUUUUCCGAGCUAUUCCUGCUGGAUACAACCUCUCCAAACAAGUGCUGGACCAAUACCUCACUCUCCUGAGCGAUGAUCCGAUGGAGUUUGUUGGUAAAUCUGGUGAUAGUGGAGGUGGGAUGUUUGUAAUCAAUCUCCAUCGUGCUCUUGCUUCACUUGCACGGGCAACAGUGGAGUCCGUUGUACAGGAAAGGUUCGGAUCGCGAUCAGCUCGGAUUUUCCGACUUCUGCUGCGCAAACGACACUUGGAGCAGAAACAAGUUGAGGAUUUUGCUAUGAUUCCUGCCAAAGAGGCCAAAGAGAUGAUGUACCGAAUGCUGUCAGAGAACUACAUCUCCCUACAGGAAAUUCCCAAAACUCCUGAUCACGCACCCUCCAGAACGUUCUAUCUCUACACAGUCAACUUACUGCCGACAGCACGAAUGAUUCUACAACGGUGUUACAAGACUGUGGUCAAUCUGAUUGAUCGUCGAGAACACGAAACCCGAGAAAACAAGCGGCUGCUGGAGAAAUCACAGAGAAUUGAGGCCAUCAUGGCAUCGAAGGCGACUGGAGCAGAGGAACAGCAGCUCCAGGAGAUUGAGGAGAUGAUCACAGCUCCGUGGCAGCAGCAGCUGGAGACACUGAAACACAAUGUCAACAUGUUGGAUUCAAGUGAAAAUCAGGUUAUUGACCGAACAGUAACUCAAGAAGAGAUCGAAAUUAAUCGGUAUGAACUCAAUGUUUUCCGCAAGUAA